ACGAGUUUCCCUGUCACCACGAGACACAUCUUAGACAGCCGGUGACAGAUGCCAAGACAAUGUUGGAUUUACAUGCUGGCUGCCGAGGAUUCCGUUUUUGCGGUGUGAUUCUCUGUUAGAUUCAAGGAAAUUGUUUUAAAGUGUACCAUUAUUAAAUAUUCAAGGAUAGAGAGAGAACUAGUUAGAUCGAUAGGCGUACGUACUCCCAAGGAGUAGGCCAACUUUCGUUUUACGUGUUUAAACUGCCACAGAACAAAGAGAUCACUUGUGCAGAAAAAGACAACAGGUUCUAAACAUCGGAGAUUCUUUACUUUUUUUGCACGCGCUCCACGAAGGACUAGAAAACGUAGAAAUUGUGUGAUUGAUGAUGUAAGGUUCUAUAAUGGAAACGAUAAAAAAAGUCGGUGAAAGCAGGAAUCGAAUUCAAAGAGCAUGCUGAUUUGGAUUAAUGAAGCUCAAAGUGCCGGAUAACUAGAUAAGGGGAAUCUGCUAACUAACUCGAGACGUUGUCAUGGUAUUACAUGCGAGAAAUGUAACAUUUCACGGGGAAGAUAUACAUAAAAAGCUCCUCUGCGUUUGAAUUACAAUCGAUCUGUGGUUUUUAUCACCUAGAAGAAAAUGAUAUAAUUUCAAUGAAUUGCGCGUGAUCUGUGCAAUUACACGCGAAGUUCGUUGUAAAGUUGUUCAUUGAUUACGAUAUCGAUCAGUCAAAAAUUGUGUGACACCAUCCAUUUACAUUAGUGACAUGGCUACGAAUAUGGUUUUAUGUGGAUGAGCGACACUCUUGAAUAUCUUUCGAUUUGUGUGUGAUAGUUUGGAACAAAUCAGACAAAAAUGCAUUUAUCUUGCCGGAUGAGCGCCAAAUUAGAAAGCUCUGUUAGCACAUCCUAAGAUAUGCUGACUUGAUAAAGCAACCCAAGGCAUUGUCUGAUUUCAGGAGUAACAUAACACUUGGAGUUAAUUUACAGUUAUACUGACACCGACGAUAGGAUACUGAUGCUGCCAGUUACUAUAUUGGUGUAUUACUUUAUUAAAGCGUACGACGGCUAUAUCAGCUGUGCUUGUUGAGCGGUAGUUUAGUUUGUUUAAACAGUGUUAAUUACACAAUUAGAUGCUAUACAGCACCAGUGCUAACAAUAUGUGUUUGAUGUAAUAGACAACACUAGGAUCUGUAACCUAGAAUUUAAAUGGUUCAGCGAUCGCUUUACCACAAGUUUCGGUGUUACUUGGUUCAGGACGAUUGGGUUGUGCUUAUCGUUUGAACGGUGAUUACUUUAAUUUCGGUGCUGCAAUAUCUAGCGGUUAAGAGCUCCGUAAUACAGUCACUCUCGACGAUUCCAAAGGAAGAAUUAACUUUUGUGAAAAUGCUAGACGAGCGGAUUCUUCUUGUCCAUCCGGACGGCCGGACACAGAGUGUCAAGGAAUACGUACACGAGCUUGUCAUAGGAGCCCAGGUUCGUUUGUAUGACGGCAAAGACAACAAGGACAAAAAGAAACACAAGACAGGGGGCAUCUCAAAAAACAAACAAAAGGUCACAAACUCAUCAGAAAAAGCGGAAGCUGUCCGUUUUCAAGAGACGUGGAUUGACGAGGACGAAGGUGACGACAGAAAACCAGGUGCCGGUAAAUUAGCAUCUACUCAGGUGACGAACGAUGGCGCAUGCGCCUCAGAAGAUGUACACAAUGAUCACGAGGACAGCGAUACACAUGGAGGAUGGGCGUUCCUUAGCCGACUAAUGGCUGUUAGAAGCGCAUUAAUGAGAGCCACCACGAGACGUUCUAGCCAGUCGUCAGACGGGGGAAAUGAGGAAAGAAAGAGCAUUGCAGAUUUCUUUCGAAAGCGGAAAAGUUCAGAUAAUACCUUCACGGUGGAGGAGAAAGAAAACGAAGCGGCAUGUGCAAAACCACAUCACGUGACCUCAUCUCCUAAGAAACAGAAGACCCGCCUGAUGUCGGACGAUUCUGGAAUUGCGGUCGACAUACCGAGGAGAGAUUCUGAAAUUAGAAACCAACGGUUGGCUAGAUUCCGGAAUUCGAUUCGUAAUUUUAUAUCCUGUACGACGACCGGUGACAACGCCCCUGCCGUGGAAUCGACGGAGCCUUCUGAUUUUGAAAAACAGUGAAAUUUGAAUUUUAGAUUCCCGAAAUAUCCCUAUUUUGUGUAAUUUAUUCAUACGAGCCAAAUAUAUGUUUUAUCCUUAUACAACAAAAUGCUUUCUCUUAUUUUUGAAACUGCUGAGAUAAAAAUACAUAUCGUACUGUGAAUUUAAAUAUGUAUAACGCAUUUUGGCCAUUUUCAAAACAUAAUGUUCGGAUCCAUUACCUUAUUCUCUAUGUCAAUCUUUAAUGACAUGAAUGUUUAUCAAUAUUGUAAAAUUCGUUAGAACUGAUAGGCGCCAGUGUUGAUAUUUGUUUUUAUUUCGUAGCAAUUUUUUGGGAUAAUAAAAUAAAUUGAUUUAUAUAUUUGACUUUUGACCUAAAUACAUUUACAUGCGUUUGAGUGUGACAAUUUGCAUUUGGAUAUAAUACCUUGAUUUUUGAGACUUGAGUAAGAGUUUAAACGUCCACCACGGCAAUUUUAAGGUUAGGUUAUAUGUACACUCCAAGCCAGUGAUUUCUCGGUGACCAGUAAUUGUGAUAUCAUAUUUUACUAGUUUAUAUACAACUUUUGUUUUGUAUUUAGAAAAAAACUAUAACUAUAUAGGUAUGUUAAAGAUAUACAUUAUGUUAAUUUUUAUACGUUGUUCGCCACAUAUUUAUGUAAAUUAUUUCCGAUAUUUUACUUAAGAAGACAUUCCCCAUCUAUGUUAAAUUUAUUGUUGUAACCAAGGAUACUAAAACAAAUUUAUUGUUGUAACCAAGGAUACUAAAACAAAUUUAUUGUUGUAACCAAGGAUACUAAAACAAAUUUAUUGUUGUAACCAAGGAUACUCAAACAAAUUUAUUUACUACAAAGAAUAAACAUUUUACGUCUCA
Molecule: messenger RNA, 2976 nt
Organism: Pecten maximus
Lineage: Eukaryota; Metazoa; Mollusca; Bivalvia; Pectinida; Pectinidae
Exons: 5
Coding region: 1365-2123 (252 amino acids)
Source: RefSeq, a predicted model, not a curated record